Neospora caninum is the source of this 564-nucleotide messenger RNA. RefSeq lists its product as hypothetical. The transcript is spliced from 5 exons. NCBI's taxonomy places the organism in Eukaryota, Apicomplexa, Conoidasida, Eucoccidiorida, Sarcocystidae. The record is from RefSeq and is a predicted model, not a curated record. The coding region runs from base 1 to 564 and encodes 187 amino acids.
AUGAGGGAUGUUGCAGAUACAUACAGAUGCGUAGGUGGACUGAACAACAGAGUCGCCGCUAGGAAUGCCUCCCUCAACGAAGCCCUCGGAGAUGUUUCGCGAAAUGUCGCAACAAAAAUAAAGCAGGAGCUGACGGCAGAACUAAUGGAUGAAGCAGAUUAUCACGAACACACCGCAAACGACAUAGAGCAAGUAAAGCGGCGUGAGAGUGAGCGGCACCAGAUGGUCAUGGAACAAAUGAAGCAAGGCGCGAAUACUGCUGUGUCAUCUCUCGAGAAUAAUAUCGAACAGGUAGAGAAAGAAGAACAAGAGGCAGAGGAGUUAGAGAAAGAAGAAAAGCUGCUUAGAGGCAUAUCAAGCCACCAGGCUGAGUCUAAGCCCAUUACUCGCCCUUCCAGUGACAUCGCAGACGGGGUGCGUACUGUGGACCAGGAUCAGCUUGUUGCUCAAGGAGGAGAGGAAGUGCUUAAGAAAGAGAAGAAAUCUAUUGAAGGCUGUAUCUCGGGGGAAACGUCGUUUCUACGAAAAAGCAAAUUUCGUACUCAUGCACUUGAGGUGGCGUAG